Molecule: messenger RNA, 8472 nt
Organism: Linepithema humile (Argentine ant)
Lineage: Eukaryota; Metazoa; Arthropoda; Insecta; Hymenoptera; Formicidae
Gene: Trpgamma
Product: Transient receptor potential cation channel gamma
Biological process (GO): calcium ion transmembrane transport; regulation of cytosolic calcium ion concentration
Cellular component (GO): plasma membrane; cation channel complex
Molecular function (GO): protein binding; store-operated calcium channel activity; inositol 1,4,5 trisphosphate binding
Source: RefSeq, a predicted model, not a curated record
UACUGUGCAAUUUCAAGCGAGGCUAUUAUUGAUUGUAGAUUUGUUAAUGAGUACGCUCUUGCAGCUCGAUAUGAGAUUUAUAAAACAUCCUAUUUACAGCAUUCAUUCCUUUCUUGUGUGUGUACGUGACAUCACGAAACGUUACGCAAGCGAAAACUUUUGCUUAGCUUCACAAAUUUACUGCAAGAAGUUUAUCAAACAGAAACAAGGUUGUCGUUGCACAUUACGAGUUUCCACGAAUUCCUUGUAUUUAUCAAUUUCACUUGAGGCUUGGUUUUUGCGAGCAAACAGCGGAGAGGGUUUCCAUUGCUUAUAGAGCGUCCCGAAAGUGCGACACUUAUGAAGAGAAAAGAGUUGUCAUUAAGGCGGAGAUCCGUGCGGGUUGUUCGUAAUGAAACGAAAACGGCGCGUCGAAUCGAGUCGCGAAAAUAAAUGACAUCAGAUCUCCUGUCACUCCGUUUUCAUCUCGGGGGAUGAACGCACUUUGCAACAAGCUUACUGUUUAAUAGCAAUCGCCGUUGUGCGCGCGACCCGCUUGCUAGAUUGUAAAUCUUUGCGCGUACGCGGAGUGAUUAAUUGUUCGACUAACUGUAUGAAAGGGCAAAAUGAAAUUGGCAGUGGACUUGUUUUCUGUUUUUUUUUUGUUGCAUUCAACGAGAACGGCUUUCAAGUUCGCUUUUUUAAUCAUGGAAAAUCAUGGUAGAAGAGAGAACCUGCAUAUUGUUCUUUGUUCAUACAGAAAUAAUACUGUCGAUAUCGAUUCGGAAAAUAGAUUUUUACUUUUGGUUCUGCGCUGCGUCUUUUAACACAAUAAAUUAUAGCUAUUUUCAUCUAUUCCAAUGGUUCUUUUUAACAGCUUUCGACAGUUCUCGCACAGAUUUCUAAUUACGACGAUAGAAAUGAAAAAUAAAUCCGUAUGAAUAAUUUCACAAAUUUUUAGUUUUAUUUCUGCAUCGCAUUUUUUAAAUACACUUAAUUGCUAUUUCUAUCGAUAUCAAUAGUGCUUUUUGAAUAAAGCAUUGCUCACAAUUUUUGGCUCGGAAAACACGACAAAUAUACGAUGAAUAAUGCAACGUAUGGAUUAGAGUAGAGUGGAAUUGGACUCGCAAUUAUUUGUAAGCGAUGAAUUUUGAAAUUAAUAGUGUAAGUGAUAAAAUUAAUGAUAUCAGAGUGUCGAUGUUUAGCGCGUUAAUUCAAUGAUACUAGGAACCUGUUAAUGCGACAGACAUGGUAAUACGGAUAUAGCGAGGUAACGGCGAUCAUACCCUUAAUCAGCCUCCGACGUACGAUGUUAUUGGAUUCAAUCGACACAUGAACGUUCGAGCGCGAAGACGAGCGCGAGAAGAAUCACAGGAAGCCGGCGGGAGGGGCGGAGAGAGUUUAUCGAUUUCCCCCAAGCCUGGGAAGGUCUGGCCUAGGAAGAGGCUUCUCUCGAGAGGUCCCUCUCGCCAUUUCGCUCUCGUGUGCGCGGAAGGAGACUUACCGAGAAUUUUUCUCACGUUUUCAGCCGAGGGCGAUCAUGACAGGAACAUACCGGAGAUCGAAAGCGCGUACGAAGAUGAGGAGCAGUUCGCCAGGGGCGGCAGAACCCCUGGUGAAGGCGUUAGUAAAGAAGACGGUCCAGGCGGAGGUGGUACAAACGACUUUCCCUUGAGAAUGGCGGCCGACACAACGAGGGGUCGAAUCACUGCCGUCGCCGGCGGCUUCCUGCGAGGCGCCGGGCAGCAUGUGAACUUCGACCCCGAGGCGCCUCCACCGCCGCUGCAUGUCGCACAACAGCAGACGACUAGUUUACUCGAACGACCGGAAAUCGACAAGAAAGUUAAGAGGCACAGCAUACACGGCAUGAUGGAGGAGGAGAACGUGGUGAGGCCUCAUCAGGAAAUGGCCAGCCUGUCGCUCCAGGAGAAGAAAUAUCUUCUCGCCGUUGAGCGCGGAGACGUGGCUUCCGUCAGAAGAAUGCUCCAAAAAGCCCACGAGGCCGACAUUAACAUCAACUGCGUGGAUCCUCUCGGACGAUCGGCGCUGCUCAUGGCGAUCGAUAAUGAAAAUCUGGAGAUGGUGGAGCUUUUAAUAGAGCACAAGGUCGAUACCAAGGAUGCACUCCUUCACGCCAUCUCCGAGGAAUUUGUCGAGGCGGUGGAGGUCCUUUUGGAGCAUGAGGAGACACUCCAUAGAAAUGGCGAGCCACAUAGCUGGGAGGCUCUACCCCCUGAUACAGCCACGUUCACGCCCGACAUCACGCCGUUGAUCUUGUCGGCCCAUAGAGACAACUAUGAAAUCAUAAAGAUCCUUUUGGAUCGCGGAUCCACCCUACCGAUGCCGCACGACGUACGUUGCGGAUGCGACGAGUGCGUGACAUCGAGGAUGGAGGAUUCCCUGAGGCAUUCGAGGAGCCGAAUAAACGCCUAUCGGGCUCUGGCGUCGCCGUCCUUGAUAGCACUGUCGUCUAAGGAUCCCAUACUGACUGCCUUCGAGCUCUCCUGGGAACUUCGACGACUUUCGUUCUUAGAGCACGAGUUCAAGUGCGAGUAUCAAGAGCUCCGAAGACAGUGCCAAGAUUUCGCCACCGCUUUGCUGGACCACACCAGAAGUUCCUACGAGCUUGAGGUCCUGCUGAAUCACGAUCCAACGGGACCAGCCUUCGAGCACGGGGAGAGGAUGCAUCUCAACCGCUUGAAAUUAGCGAUUAAACUGCGGCAAAAGAAGUUCGUGGCGCAUCCUAACGUGCAGCAGCUACUAGCAUCGAUCUGGUACGAGGGCCUGCCGGGGUUUCGGCGGAAGAACAUGUUCCUUCAGGCGCUGGAGAUCGUCAGGAUCGGCGUACUCUUCCCGUUUUUCAGCGUGGCGUACAUCAUUGCGCCCCACAGCAUAGUCGGCCAAACCAUGAGAAAGCCAUUCAUCAAAUUCAUCUGUCACUCCGCGUCGUAUUUCACUUUUCUAUUCAUGUUAAUUCUGGCUAGUCAGCGAAUAGAAACUGUGAUUGGCAAUUGGUUGGGACACGAGACCCCCGAACAGGAACCAGUGCCGACGAAAAGAGGCGCCGCACCUACGAUCGUCGAAUGGUUUAUAUUAGCCUGGGUGUCGGGGCUGAUCUGGUCGGAGGUGAAACAGUUGUGGGACGUGGGCCUGGAGGAAUACGUGAACGACAUGUGGAACGUGAUCGACUUCGUGACGAACUCGCUGUACGUAGCCACGGUCGCGCUGAGGGUCGUCGCUUACUACAGGGUGCAAAAGGAGAACGCGGACCUGAAGUUGGCGGGCGCGGAGCCGAUCGAGCUUGAGCGCGAGGAGUGGGACACUUGGGAUCCGAUGCUCAUCUCCGAGGGUCUCUUUUCCGCCGCCAACAUCUUCAGCUCGCUGAAGCUCGUCUACAUAUUCUCCGUGAAUCCUUACCUCGGCCCGCUGCAAGUUUCCCUGUCGAGAAUGGUCAUAGACAUUAUGAAGUUCUUCUUCCUCUACGUGCUGGUGCUCUUCGCCUUCUCGUGCGGUCUCAAUCAACUUCUCUGGUAUUACGCCGACUUGGAGAAGAAGCGAUGCCCCACGGCGUGGACGUAUUCGUCUAACGGCAGCAUCAACUCCACCGCCAACGCAGACUCCAACGCGUGCGUCGUCUGGCGUCGAUUCGCAAAUUUGUUCGAAACGAUACAGACGCUCUUCUGGGCGGUGUUCGGCCUGAUUGACCUCGAGAGCUUCGAGCUGGACGGCAUCAAGAUAUUUACCAGGUUCUGGGGUAUGCUGAUGUUCGGCACUUACUCGGUCAUCAACAUUGUCGUCCUCUUGAACCUUCUGAUCGCCAUGAUGAAUCAUUCCUAUCAACUAAUCUCGGAACGCGCCGAUGUCGAGUGGAAGUUCGCCAGGAGCAAACUUUGGAUCAGUUAUUUCGAGGAAGGCGGAACUGCUCCGCCGCCGUUUAACAUCAUACCGACACCGAAGAGCGUCUGGUAUGUCGGACAAUGGAUAUAUCGGAAGCUCUGUGGACACAGCAGGGCGGCCAAAAAGGAGCACAUGCGCACGAUCAGGCGUAAGGUCAAACAGGCUUCCGAGCGAGACUUCAGAUAUCAGAGUAUCAUGAGGAAUUUGGUAAGACGAUACGUCACCGUCGAGCAACGCAAGGCGGAAAACGAAGGUGUCACGGAGGACGACGUGAACGAAAUCAAACAAGACAUCAGUGCAUUUCGCUGCGAGCUUAUCGAGAUACUGAAGAAUUCCGGCAUGAACACGUCGACCGCGGCGAGCAGCGGUACGGACGCUAGCCUUAAAGAGCUGUCCAUAGGUGCGGGUGGCAAGAAAAACCGCCAGAAGGAGCGACGUUUGAUGAAGGGUUUCAACAUCGCGCCGCAACCGGGCGGAAGCGGCACCUUACCGCCCGUGGCGGAAUUUAUCGCGUCCCUUCAGCAAGCGCAGCACGAAAAUUCCCAUAAUGAUCUAUUUGGCUCGACUCUUAGCGGCAUAUUCGGGCCGGGCGGCGCAACCCCGAAAAAGAGCCCACAUCACACCAGCACUAAUAGCGUGCCCGGUCUGGCCACCGGGCCGCGACAAAGUCGCGGCACCAGAGGUAGCUCCCGGAAGAAACGUUGGGGCACUCUGAUCGAGGCGGCGAAGGCCGGAAGAGUCUCCAGAUUGAUCGGUAGAUCUCGUUCGGAGGACUCGGUGUACUCGCCGGCGUCCGAGGACGGCGGAUCGCGGUCCGAGGGUUCCUCGGACUCGAAAUCCUCCUUGGAGGGAGCCAGUCACGAUGUACAAAGCAGAACCCAGCACCCUCCCCCUCACGCUCACUCUCAUCACGCGCAUCAUCACGAGACGCAUCACGUGUUUAGCCACGGUCUGGGCCCGGCUCUGGCCGCCUUAAGAAAGAAGCGCAAGAAGUUCUCCGCCUCGCGGUCCUCCACACCCGCGAUGACCGGCAGCACGAACACGAAUCCCCCGGAAUCGAGCGCGGUGCAGUCGGUCACCACCCUCCUGGCGUCCAGAGUCUACUCGAAGAAGCAGCUGCAGCGCGCGAGCAGCGUGCCAACCCGGGGUCCCGAAUUAACGCCGCAGUCAUCGAUAAUGUCACGACGACACGAGGUCACGCAGAGCCAGCAGCCCAGUCUCGAUGUUGUUGAGAUCGCCAGCAUCAGCGAGCAGCGAGGUGUCGUCAGUGCGGUUCCACUGACGCCGUCGACCACCGAGGAGAGCGUGGUGGCGAGCGGCUCGACGUCGAUCACGGUGAAGCGAAACGGAUCGGCGACGCAGCUGCAACACCUUCCUGGCAUCGAGCCGAUUUCCGGCCACGACGUGUCCACCGGCUGGCUCUGAGGAAAACGACGUGUCGCCGGCGGGCGGCAGCCGACAAGCUAACACAGGAGACAUCAGUCGGAACUCAGCUUUGAGCUUCGUUUUCAACGGCCAUGAGGCUAGGACGACGCCGACGAUAAUCGUGCGCGCACGCGGCACGACCGUCCCGACGUCGGCAGACGCACAAUGAUGCCUUUCUCGCGACGCGACGCGCCACGUUGAUUAAAAAGCGACGUCGAUCGGGAAUCUCGAGGAACCCCCUUCCGCCUGUCGUCGACCCACUCCUGCCUUCGUGAAUAAAGCAUCUUUUAUUCCUUCCUUCCUCCUGCACGACGUCUGGUAAUGACGCGCAAUGGCUCGAGGCUACAAUUCUGAUGUUAUCGGUAUGUUUUAUUUAUUUCAUAUUAUUUUUUUUAUUUUACAUAUAUAUUGAUUUUCACUGAUUCUCUGCACUUUAUAUGCGCGAAGGGACUUUGGCGAUUAUUCUGGUAAGUUUUUAUCUUUUUCUUCUUUACUUUAUAUUGUUUUUUUAAUUUAGACAUAUUGCAAUGUCACUCGUACGCAUUUUACUCGUUGAUUUUAUUAAUUAUUUCGAAAUUAAUAGAAAUCACAAAAUAUCGUGCGAUUGAUCGCGGACUGCGGGAGUUCUCUCUUUUCUCUACACGACCGCAGGAUCUUUUCGCGUGACCGCGCGAUGAUCAACGGUAGAUUAUACUGAAAACUACUACUAUUACUAUAUACUACUGCCAGAACGGAAGUGGCAUGUGUGGGUCGGCGGCGAAUAGUCUAGUCAACACUAGUCAGAGAAGAUCUUGUAACGGCAGGAUGAAGAGGAAAAAAAAAACGGCAAUUAUUACAUUAUUAAGUUGAACUAUCGAGGAACGACGAAUUAUACGUGAUAUCAUAUAAGUAUCGCGAACAGACUCUAUCGUACCUUCAGAGAGCUGGUCUACUGAAGAAACGAAACUCAUAGCUUCCUAGCUCCUGUUAAGCUAUUCUUUCUCUUCGGCGCUUCAUUUCUUCUAUAUAUUUCACAGACUUAUACUCUAGUCAUUAAUCGAUACAAUCAUUGCCAACGGACGAUUUUUAUUAUUUUUUAUUCUACAAUAAAAAUAUGAUAGCUUAGACACAGCGGCCGAGAAGAUAAAGGGCGUCGAGAAGUAAUUAUGUAAUAAUUCUUCUGUAAGGAUGAUUACAGGGGGAGAGACAGUUGGAUCCUUAAAGUUCUACUUCCUCAAUAUUCCAAUCUAAUUAUAAUCAGACGUUAACUUCGACUUUGCGAUCGCCGACAAGUCGAUCUUUAACGAUCCAGCGCGCGCUUUCUGCUCACGUCGAGACUCUCGAACAGCCGCCGAAGUCCUUCGUCGCGUCGGCAAGAGAGAACGGCUGGAUCGAUUCGCGAUACGCGGAAGGAAAACCGGAGAACAAGUGGCACGACCAAAGAACACGCCGUAGCACAUAGUCGGGUAGUGGCCUAAAGGAACGGGAGGAUCCGAUACUAUUUCCUAGAUAUUACGUAUAUGUUAAUAAUAAUUAUGAUUAUUGUUAAUGUUAAACGGCACGCGCGGACCACGGGCGAAUUCUCGAGAGGCGAGUCGCCCGUGAAGGGCACUGUCCAAUCGCUCGCUCGCUUUUCGUCUCCCUACUUGUCACAGGUCUUCCCGUGGUCCCGGCAGCGCCGUAAAAGAGAUAUAGUCAUUAUUGAAGUGCUAUAUACUUACCAAGUGGACCAAAUCACCGUGUUACAUUGAUUUAAAGAGCAAUAUUUUAUUCUUUGAAUGAAACAGCACUCGACAAGCGAGAGAGAGAGAGAGAGAAAACGGAUGUAGAAUACUAAAUAUCGAAGUUACUCGAAGUAUUUAAAGUCGUAUAACGUUGCACCGUGGAAGAUGAUCGACGAAUCUGUUAUUUUAAUAGUGACAAUUUGGCGCUCUUGGUAGAUGUAUAGUCAUUGAAUCAUUAUAUCGCCUAUGUGUAUUAUUUAUAUGAGAUUAUUAAUGUAACUGUGUGAAGCUAGAUCUCCAGUUGGUGGUAAGUAGCGAGUGUUCGUGUUGUGGACGAGGGAGAAUGCCGUGAACAAUGCACGCGAGCGGAAACGGCCGAUUUUAAUGGACGGGAAAAUACAAUGCGAUACAGUUAUUCGAAUAAAACGACAGUCCUGCGAGUCCGAUCGAAUUUUCUCACGAUUGCGAGGGUAAGAGAAACUGGCAGGACGACUUCUAUUCGCAAAAUUCCGCGUGUCCUCGCGCACAAAACACACAUACGUCACGGAGGAUAAUGGAAAAUCGUGGUAAGAUGGAAAAACCUCACGAGAGCACGAAAGUUUUGGAUGUUUUCCAAAGACAGCUGAUUGCAAUUUGAAGUCCGCGGGCUGGAUUACGGGCGCAUGAAUCACGGUGUUGCAGCGUAAAGAUAACAAGCGUGAUACCUAAGGCAUUAAUCGGCUCGAGUCGUAUGCCGCUCGAGACAAUAUACUACGUUUCAAAAUGCGGUGGCGCGAAUAAAAAACGAGGGACGGGAAUAUUAAUUGCAUUUUCUGAAUUUCGAGUCUAAUUUAAAUUGCUUUUUCCUAUAUAUAUACAUUUUACGAUAUAAUAUUAGCAAACUGUGUGUCGAGCACAAAAAAAAGACCCUUUUCCAUUGUUUCUAUUUGACGCAAUGCCGGAAAUUUAAUACUACGAUUAAUCGCUUUGUCCGAUAAUCACAAUAUUAAUUCGCUGCACUGUAAACGAUGGUGUUUGCGUUUAAACAUAACGCAGCGAGAGAUAAAUGUUUCAUCCGACGUAAAGCGAUUAUAUCGACUCCGCAUUGUAGUGUGUUGAUUGAAAUUCGAUGGGAAUUAGCAGACAACAAUCGACACAAAAUGACCAUUAAUAAAAUAUCAUUUAUUCUGAUACAUCCGUUUAUUUUGUACCCAGCAUUUGUUGCGAGGAUAAAACACAGCGUAAUACUUGAAUGAUCGAUUCAUAAAAAGGCAGCAUCGAUAGUGAAGGAUUGGCAGUAAUGUACAUCGAUAAUUCAUAAAAGUACCGAUUGAUAUUAAUUCUGGGAUGUGAAUCAGUUACAAAACAGUUCGUUCAAAAAUAACAUUCAAUUUGAACACGAUCGAGUAAUGGAAAAUGCAAUGCUUUUAAUAAUAAAAUAUUUUCAAUCGAGUCUUUUGUGUUACUGUCUUUACUAAAAAAAAAAAAA